Messenger RNA from Aspergillus fumigatus Af293, 666 nucleotides. RefSeq lists its product as uncharacterized. NCBI's taxonomy places the organism in Eukaryota, Fungi, Ascomycota, Eurotiomycetes, Eurotiales, Aspergillaceae. Bases 1 to 666 code for a protein of 221 amino acids. The transcript is spliced from 3 exons. The record is from RefSeq and is a predicted model, not a curated record.
AUGGACGAUCAAGAAUUUCCCAUAGUUUACCUCAUCUACUACUUACUUCCGAGUACGCGCACAAUGUCCCGGGUAUCAAGAGCAGCGUCGCCACUCGGCGGAGACACAACAUCUCAUCCUCAUCCACAGCCGACCAUCCGCCUCCACACCACAAGCACAAAUACAAACGUUGCAGUGCCAGGCUAUACCGAGAACAGGAACACCAACAACGCACUAGACGCGCACCAAUACCCUUCUCGACGGAGGAGUCUCCUCCUCAGUGAUAGCGAGAUCAGCGUCCUGGAUCUCGGUCCGAGUCUUGAGUUUGAGGUUGAGGGGGAGGAGGGCCCGCUGCAUCUGCGUGACGGGAAGCAUGCGCAGUGGGAUUGUCGGGGGGAAGAAGGGAAAUGGGGACAGGGGGCGUCGUUGGCUGUUCCUGGGAGGCAGGGCUCGGUUGAUGAAAGUGCUACCGGCGGGGGUGGUGUGGCUGUGUCGUUGGGGGUUAUUUCGUCGCCGUUGCUGUCGCCGUUGAGGACGACGAAGAAGGGGAACAGUGGUAAGACGGUGGUAGAGAAGGAGGUGUUGGUGUACUUUAGGAUGGGGAUGUUGUGGGUGAUAGAUGCCGGCGUUCAUUGGGCGAUGUUUGCGCUUUGUGUCGGUAGAGAUAGACUGGGCGACCAGCGUUGA